AUGCACUCACCAUGCGGGCUGAGGGAAAGCAUCGCGCAGUCUGGCUCCACUCUUUCAGCCAGGACUGUCGUUCCCUGCAGCGUGGCCUUGCCCUGGGAGGCGCGGCUCUCGAGGCUGGCCCUGAGUUCCUGCCCCCUCUCGGUUGCCUUCUUCGGGGGUUGUUUGUCGCGUCUGUUUUCCUCUUUCCCCUCCUCCUUCUGGGGCAGCGAGGUGCGGUGCGGCAGCGCAGGGUUGCCCGCGGCCUACGCUCGCCUGCCGGGCAUGUGCAGGCCCACCUGCGGCGUGCGCGAGGGCCCGCCGCAGGCCUGA
Prorocentrum cordatum is the source of this 309-nucleotide messenger RNA. Lineage: Eukaryota; Dinophyceae; Prorocentrales; Prorocentraceae. The record is from the annotation of a GenBank genome assembly.